Molecule: messenger RNA, 2643 nt
Organism: Ascochyta rabiei
Lineage: Eukaryota; Fungi; Ascomycota; Dothideomycetes; Pleosporales; Didymellaceae
Product: AAA ATPase afg3
Exons: 2
Coding region: 1-2643 (880 amino acids)
Biological process (GO): protein-containing complex assembly; mitochondrial protein processing
Cellular component (GO): m-AAA complex; membrane
Molecular function (GO): metalloendopeptidase activity; ATP binding; zinc ion binding
Source: RefSeq, a predicted model, not a curated record
AUGUCGACGCUCCUUCGCCGCACCCCCGGCCAGCUCGCACGUCUCUCGCGCACCACCAGCACAUUCACAACCCGGACGCCCUUUGCAUUACGGCGGCGGGUGCCUGUCCCGCAGUGUCUGUAUGCCCAGCAGCGCGCGCGGCGCUUUGCGACGGGACCCGAGGAGCCCAGGAACGAGAAGAAGGAUGAGCCGGCAGAGAAGACAGAAGGCCAGGUAGACGCGAGCAAGGAUGGCAAGCCCGAGGAGAAGGCUGCGGCGGCCGACAGCAACAUGUCGAAGCUGACGCCCGAGGAGGAGAAGAUGCUUGACCAGCUGGUCUCGUUUGUCUCCAUGGGCGUGCCCAAGGCGCAGCAGCAGGCCGUCAAGGACGCCAUGGCGGAAAUUAAGAAGACGGGCAUUCCGCCAGAGCUGCGCGAGGAGAUGGACAAGCUGGCCCGCGGCGAGAAGCUGGACCUCGCCACCGCCGCCAAGAUCUCGCGCAUGACGACCAACAUGGCCCGCCGCACCGCCGACCAGCAGCACUUCAAGACGGAUGAGCCGCAGCAAAAGGCCGGCGCCCACGACCCGGGGCCAGCAGGACAGAAGGAGGGCAAGAAGGAGGGCGCCGGUGGCGGCAUGCCGAACCCCAUGGGCGGCGCCGAUACCAACACGCUGAUUGUCUCGGCUGUCCUUGCGUGGAUCACAUACAAGAUGUUUGUCCCUAGCGAAGACACUAAGGAGAUCACAUGGCAGGAGUUCCGCACAACCUUCCUCGACAAGGGCCUUGUCGAGAAGAUUGUCAUCCUGAACGGCAACAAGGCAAAGGUCCACCUGCACCGCGAGGCCGUCGCUGGCAUGUACCCGGACUCGCCCUCGGUCAACUCCAACUUCUAUUACUACUUCACCAUUGGCUCCGUCGAGGCCUUCGAGCGCAAAAUGGACGAAGCACAGUACGAGCUCGGCAUCCCCAGCUCAGAGCGCAUCCCCGUCGCCUACUCGAAUGAGAUCUCCUGGUUCGGUACAUUCCUGUCCUUUGGCCCUACCAUCUUGCUCCUCGGUUCGCUGUUCUAUUUCACAAGACGCGCUGGUGGCGGUGGCGGUGGUAGCGGCGGUGUCUUUGGCAUGGGCAAGAGCCGCGCUAAGAAGUUCAACCACGAGACCGACGUCAAGGUCAAGUUCGCCGACGUGGCUGGCAUGGACGAGGCCAAGCAGGAGAUCAUGGAGUUUGUUUCCUUCCUCAAGGACCCUGGGCGAUUCCAGAAGCUCGGCGCAAAGAUUCCUCGCGGUGCUGUCCUGUCUGGUCCCCCCGGUACCGGUAAGACGCUGCUUGCCAAGGCUACGGCUGGCGAGUCUGGUGUGCCCUUCUUCAGUGUCAGCGGUUCCGAGUUCGUCGAGAUGUUUGUAGGUGUCGGUGCUUCGCGAGUACGCGACUUGUUCGCCAAUGCGCGCAAGAGCACACCCUGCAUCAUCUUCAUUGACGAGAUCGAUGCCAUUGGUCGAUCGCGUUCGAAGCAGAACUUCGGUGGUGGCAACGACGAGCGUGAAGCCACACUGAACCAGAUCUUGACAGAAAUGGACGGCUUUAACACAACCGAGCAGGUCGUCGUUCUUGCUGGUACUAAUCGACCUGAUGUUCUCGAUCAGGCGCUCAUGCGUCCUGGCCGUUUCGACAGACACAUCAACAUCGACCGCCCGACAAUGGAAGGCCGAGGUCAGAUCUUUGGUGUGCAUCUGAAGAAGAUCAUCACCAAGGAAGACAUCGAGUUCCUCAAGGGCAGGUUGGCAGCUCUCACACCCGGAUUCUCCGGUGCUGAUAUUGCCAACUGUGUCAACGAAGCAGCGCUGAUCGCCGCCCGUCAUUCCGCCGACACAGUAACAAUGGUCCAUUUUGAGCAAGCCAUCGAGCGUGUCAUCGGUGGUCUUGAAAAGAAGUCUUUGGUACUUAAGCCCGAGGAGAAGAAGACGGUUGCCUACCACGAAGCCGGUCACGCUAUCUGCGGUUGGUACUUCAAAUACGCCGACCCGCUUCUCAAGGUCUCCAUUAUCCCCCGUGGCCAAGGUGCUCUUGGAUAUGCCCAGUACCUCCCUGCUGGCGACACAUACCUGAUGAACGUGCACCAGCUGAUGGACCGCAUGGCUAUGACACUCGGCGGUCGUGUGUCUGAGGAGUUGCACUUCGACACUGUUACAUCCGGUGCCUCGGACGAUUUCCGCAAGGUCACGCAGAUGGCUACCGCAAUGGUGACCAAGUGGGGCAUGACAAAGAAGAUCGGAUACAUCUACUUUGACGACGACAACCAGCAAUCUCAGUUCCAGAAGCCCUUCUCUGAAGAAACAGCAAAGAACAUCGACUCGGAAGUAAAGCGUAUUGUGGACGAAGCGUACAAGCAAUGCCGCGAUCUGUUGGAAGAGAAGAAGGUUGAGGUUGGUCUUGUGGCUGAGGAGCUGCUGAAGAAGGAGAUGCUUGGCCGCGAAGACAUGAUCAGAUUGCUGGGUAAGAGGCCGUUCGAGGACCCGCAGGACUUCCACAAGUACUUCAGCGGCGAAUUUGGAAAGGCCCCAGGGCUUAUGGAACCCAAGGGCGAGACAGGGACAAAGGGGCCGCUGGUUCCCCCGGCGCCUGCUACAUUCAAAGCUAUUGAGGAGCCGAGGCAUCACAUCUAA